Molecule: messenger RNA, 2337 nt
Organism: Paramecium tetraurelia
Lineage: Eukaryota; Ciliophora; Oligohymenophorea; Peniculida; Parameciidae
Exons: 3
Source: RefSeq, a predicted model, not a curated record
AUGAAUUCGUCUUCUUAAAAAAAUGAGAUUCGUGAAAAUAUGUGUCAAAUUCAUAACCGAGAGAUAAUUGCAAUAGAUCUAAACUCAACAGAAAAUGGAUCUAUUAAAUACCUUUGUUGUGACUGUAUAGUUGAGAAAUUGAAUAACAAUAGAAUAUCAACAAUUGAACAAACAUAAGCGAGAAUUUAAGAAUAUUAGGCGUUAAGAUAAGAAAAAAAGGCUGGAGAAAUCAAAAUAAAGCUCUAAUAAUAUAAAAUAGUGCUUGAAAAAUAUUCAGAGUUUAAAAUAAAUGCUUGUAAUUCUUUAGUUAAGAUCUAUGAUCAAAUAAAAACAUAAAUUAGUAUUCUAGAAGAAAAGCAAUCUUUAUUGAGAAAAUUUUAAACUACGUCUAAUUUUUAAGAGGAUGUUAAAUCAUUAUCUGAAUUUCUUUCAUUAAAUGAAAACUAAAUAGAAUUUCAAUAAGAUACCUAAUCUUUUGACGAUUUAAUCAGAGAACUUGAGCUCAUUUUUAAUAAGACCGCAUACUAAUAAACUAUUAUCACUUUUAAGGAAGCUAAAUAGAAAAUAUAGGAAUUCAAUGAAGGUAAUUAAAUUAAAUUAAUGCCCCUGCAAUUUGAAAAUAAUAAAAAAGCAUAAAGUUUAAGUAGACUUUGUCCAACCCAUAAUAAAGAAAUACUUCUGAUUGACCUAGAAUCAAAAAAUAAAUAAAUAGAAGAGAGAUUUGCUUGCUUAGAAUGCGUUGGUGAUGAAGGCUUUAAUUGCAAAUAAAAAUCAAUUGAAAAAAUAAAUUUAUUAUGGAAUCAAAAGAAAAUUAAUUAAAUUAAAUUUGUUGAAGAAUUAAAGUCAAAGAGGUAAUCAAAAUAAGAGAAAUUAAAUAAAAAGAUUUAGUAAAUGAGAGAGAAUUACAAUUCAAAAAUAAAUUCCAUCAGUGAACAAUUAAUAACAAAUUUUCCCUUACCGAUAACCAAAACAAGUGAACUUAGUAAGUUUAAAUAAGUUUCAAUACAAUAAUUAAGUAAUGAAGAAUUGAAUUAAACUAUUAAUUAUCUGAUUCAAUAAGAUAAUGAUAAUAUUUAAAAUGAGUAUAUGAUUACUAAAGACAUUUAAUUUACAAACUCAAUAGAAAGUUAAUUAGAACAAUUAAAAUAAAAUGAUUUAUUAGACAUUUAAGAGUCAAUUAAUAUUUUGCAUGAUUAAUCAAGUAUCAAGAAUAGUUUAUUAUUAGCUGACAACAAAUUGUAGGGAAUUCUUUAACUAUCAAAACUAAUUUAAUAGAGUACAAUUGUAGAAUAAUAACAAUAGAUAAGAAAACAAGAGUUGGAUGAAUUAAUAAGUUCUUCUAAAUAAAUAUAUUCUUAGUUGGAUUUGUUGAAUUACGCAAUUGAAAAAUUUUAAUAGCACAAUAACAAAGUUAUUUCUAUUAAAAAUAAAAUAUAAUCAAUUCCAGAUCAUGAAAAUUUUUCAAACAUUCAACAACAACUUACUUUGUAUUUGAAUAAUUUCGAAAAGGAUUUUAAGGAUCUGAAGAAAUUUUGUGAAAUAGAUUAAUUAGAGAGUGCUAAAUUGGCUUUACAAUAAGAUUAUACAAAAUUGCAAUUAGAAAACAAGGAGUUAGAAAUAAAUUUAUAAAACAUAGUAGAUGAAUUAAUUGAAAAAUUGAAGGUAGAACAAAAUAAGAAUGCUUAGUGUUAAGAACAAUCAAUAGUCUAUUAAAAUGAGAUCAAACAAUUAGCUUAAAAGAUUAUAGAUAAGGAAGAUUUAAUAAAAACACAUGAAUCACUGUUUGAUAAAUUUGGAUUAAAUUUAAAACCGAAAUUAUUAUAAGAUGAUUUUUGGGUUAGAUUAUCCUUUUAUUUAUAAGAAAAAUCAAAAAAAAAAAUCCAUGAAUCUCUCUUAAUUUAUUAAGGAACUAGGGAUGGAUUGAAUAAAGAUUAAUUUUGGAAUAAGUGUGAUGGAAAGAGUAAUCUUCUUAUGAUAUUUUAAUCUGAGAGCGGAUACAUAUUUGGUGGAUAUUCUCCAUGUUAAUGGAUAUAGUAUACUGGCAAAUAUAUUCAAGAUAAUUCAAAAUAAUCAUUUUUAUUUUCAUAAACACAUUUUUAAUUCUAUCCUAUGAAAACAAAUGGUAAUUGUUAUGCAAUAUACUCAAAUAAUUCAUCGGGGCCUGUAUUUGGAGAUGGUCAUGAUAUAAAGAUAGACAGUAAUUUUAAAGAUGGCUAUUCUAAUUUAGGUCAUGGAUAUAUAUGGGAUUAAUAUCAGGGUGCCUAUUCAAAGCAUCUAUUUGGAUAGGAUAAACCAAACAUAGCUGAAUGUGAAAUAUAUGAAUUAAAAUUAAAUUGA